Molecule: messenger RNA, 5650 nt
Organism: Marchantia polymorpha subsp. ruderalis
Lineage: Eukaryota; Viridiplantae; Streptophyta; Marchantiopsida; Marchantiales; Marchantiaceae
Source: the annotation of a GenBank genome assembly
CGAGGCCCGAGCGGACGAGGAGGUUCUGCGGGGCGGGCACGAAUCAGAUCUUGGUAUGGCCCGGGGGUUCCUUAUACUUCUCUUUCACACGGGAUACAGUUUCUUCUUUUCUUCCGGCAGCGCCUCGGUCUCGGCCGCUGAGUUGUGACACCAUUCGGGCUUUCCACCCUUUUCCCCUUCUUUCCUCCCUCUCCAUCUCCUCCCUCCAUCCCUCCCUUCCUUCCUCCUCUCUCCCCCUUUCGUCCCCUUCCCGUCCCCUCCCCUCCCAUCCCCCUCCCCCCUCUCUCCUUUCGUCUGCCCCCCACCCCCCACCACCACCACCCCCCACCCCCCCUAUCCGGUCGGUCCUCUGCGUUUGUUGACACCGCUACGUAGUUUUCAGGCGAGUGAAUUAGCGCUGCGAAGCAAGAGCCGCGGGUCGGAGUUCGGGUCACCACGAGAGGAACGCUUCGGGGGCCGCGUUGUCCAUCAUCCAUCCCGGUUCCGCAUCCCUUUUCGUGAGUUCAUCGUCGGACUGAGAGCUUGUGUGCGAGCGCGAGAGAGCGUGUGUGAAUUAGUUGGAGCAAUUGACAUCUGGUCCAAUUCGCAGCACGGGGACGAGGCCAGGUACAGAGGAGCGAGGCGGUGGCGGAUAAGCUCACAGGGGUGGAGAAGGGGAUGAAUUGCUGCGGAGGGCAAGGGAGGGGCAGCCGGCGCUUGUGAGGCAGGAGCUUGCCAGGACGGCCGGCAUGGCGUCGUCCGAAGCGCCUCCGCCUUCUGUACCUGCUGUCACUCCUUUGCCUGUUCCUCCUUCUGCUGCAGACUCUGCUCCUUCGUCGUCGACUCCGAGUAGCAGCAGCGCCCCUCCCACCACCGCGACGAAGCCCGCAGCAGCGUCGAGUGGUGGCGGAGGAGGUGGCACGAAUGGGAGCUUAAAAGGUGGGAUUACUGGAAGCGGUGGCCGAAUGGUGAAAGGUGCGUGGUCUCAGGUUGUGAGGGGCCAGGCUGCUGCUCCCGAUAAUGGUUUAGCUGGUUUGGCAAACGGAACCCUCGGUCUUUCUCCGUCAAUCGUGACCUCUGCCCCUAGCAUUGCAACUCCCGACCCUGCACCCCCCAAACGCCCUGCCAAGACGACGACUGCUUCAUCGCAACAGGUGCCCGCGGUCGUAGAACAGACUCCCGUCACCACUAGUUCUGCUCCGACACCCACUCCGCCCCCUGUUUCCGCCUCGACUCCAUCUUCUUCUUUGCCAUCUGCAUCCUCCUCCUCCACACCCACUGCCGUCGUCGCGAAGAACAAAAAAGAUGGAUCGCAGGUAGAAGCAGCCGGUGCCGAAGAACGUGUAGAGAGUGGAGGAGCCGCUCCUGCUCUUGCCCCUGCCACGAGUUCCCCGUCGGAUGCCCCUGCUAAAACCUCUAAACCCGCAUGGAAGAAGCCUGUCAGUAAUUUGGGUAAGGUGACUACAGUUGGGCCGGUGAUGGGAGCCGUUUCAUGGCCUGCGCUCGCUGAAGCUCGCAGCUCCAAGGCUCCCGUAGAUUUGCCGAAAUCUGGAGCCCCGGCAGCCCCGUCCGCUCCGCCGGAUGGACCAUCAGAGCAGGCUGCGUCGUCAGGGUGGUCGAGACCGGGUGGACCUAGUAGUAACACCACGGGGAAUCACGCCCAGGCUCCGAGUGGAAGGCAAAAAUCCACGAAUAAGCAUCGCACCACUGCAGCCUUGAAUGGCAGUGGUCCGCCGCCAGCAGCUCCGCUAAUUUCUACGGAGAAUGCCACUCCUUCUCUAGCAUCCACGCAGGUACCUGAUGUCGCCGCUGCCGAACCUAAUGUCAAAAGUGGCGGUGAGGAGUCAGCGAAGACUAAUCCGACCAAUGCCGGAGGCAAUGAGCCCAGGCGACCCUUCCACCAGCGAGGUGGAGCUGGGUUCGUUGGCAAUUCAGGGAGGAGGAACAACAUGAGGGACCAAAAUCGUGGAGCUCAUGGAUGGCAUCACAAUAGACCGUUUGGAAAUAAUGCCAGAGACUCUGCCGCUAGUGUACAACAACGCGUGGGGCCUAGGAACUUCGGGCGUGCCAACAAUUUCGUGCCGAAUAAUCAUUCAGGAUUUAUGAAUGCAGCAGGUGUGGCUCAAGGCAUGUACUACGUGCCCGCAGGUUCUACUGCCCCUGGGCGUGCCGCCGCCUAUUUUACUUCGCCCGCAGGAGGUGUUAUUGCGGAUAAUGCUAUUGCGUUGCGUCAUCUCGUUGUGAAACAAAUUGAAUACUACUUUAGUAUUGAGAAUUUGUGCAGAGAUAUAUUCUUGCGCUCCAAAAUGGACGAGCAAGGCUUCAUUCCAGUUGCAGUGAUUGCAAAUUUUAAUAGGGUCAAAAUGCUAACAGCGGACACAUCAAUGAUCUUGGAUGCUCUUCGUAGCCAUUCUGGCUUGGUGGAAGUUCAGGAUGAAAAGCUGCGGAAACGGGAUGAUUGGGCAAACUGGAUUUUACCUCCUAGUCAUUUACCACCUGCUGUUACUCCACCUAAGCAGCCAGGAAAGAGUGAAGAAGGAAAACUCGAAGGGGAGAAGAGCAGCGGGGACAUUGCACAUCAGCCCACAGCCGAUGCUUCUUCCAAGUCGGAGACCAACGUCCAGACUAAUCCCCCUCUAAACUCUUCUGAUGCCGAUUCAUCAGCCAAAACCAAUGAUAGAUUGAAUCCUAGUUCUAAAGACGCCGAAACUUCCUCCAAUUCCAAGCAAGAGUCUCAAGCAGGAAGCACAGCUGGGUUUUCAGAUGAUACUCAAAGAAGUUCAGUUGAGGGUUUAACUGGUGAAAGCAACCUGUCUGUAAGAGUUUCCCCUACGAAGGAUGCUGCUUCACUUGCGGGAGGAAGUGUACCUGACGUGAACCAGAGUACAACAGGGAGUUCACACUUCCUCACAUCCAGCUCUCAAGUUUCCGAGGCUGGUGGUGCGGUAAGGGCGUUGCACGGCAAGGGUCGAUUACAAGGUAUCAGGAUAUCGAUAUCUGAAAGUGAAGGUGCCAGAGAUUUGCUGUCCCCUAAUUCAGAAGAGAGUGGUGUAGUCGCCGAUGAUGAGGGUGACUGGUUAACACCUUCUUCAAGGAAUGGUACCAGGCGGAGGGGCGUGAGCAACAAGAAACCGCCGACCGCAAGGGGAGGGGACCUCAAAACUGGAGGGCUCUCUGCCGCAUUCGCAGCCAAAGAGGCCACUGUCAGCCAAGAUGAAGACACAUUUCAAUUUGACGAAGAACUGGAGACUGAGAGAUCUACAAAGGAUCCCUCCGCUGUCGCCAGCAAAAGCCUUGAGGACGACGACGAUGACGACUCGGAUGUUAAUGACAAUGAUGUUCACCGCCUCAUCAUCGUCACUCAGAGUAGGAAAGUCAAUAAAGGUGAUCGCAAAGGUCCAGAUGGAAGAGAUCAUGGCAGGAAAGCCAUAUCAGAUGAGCUUGUUUCUGUCAUAAAUGACGGUCUCUACUUCUACGAACAGGAAUUGCGAAGAAGCAAACCUAAACGCACCACCACCACUCAAGUUGCUCGGAAGCGCACUCCCAGUGAUGGGACUGCCAGCAGUGGCACUGAGACUACUACACCGACAGCUCGGUCUGCCGUGGGCAGCUAUGGUAGCAGUGCCGGGAGCGCUGGAAGUGGAUCAGAAGGGCCGGGCAUGGUCAGACCACCAAGAGGCCAGUACAGAUCUGGUCCGAGUGGCCCAUACUUCCCUAAUCAGCGACUCUUUGCCAGUGCCCCUCGAGACGUUGGUCAUAGGGGCCGGCAACAUCACUUCAGCAUUACUGCGGAGAGUCCUCCAAGUGACUCCGUUGGAUUCUUUUUUGGUGCUACUCCUCCGGACAAUCACAGCAGUGGAGCUAACCGACUUUCGUCAUCAUUUGGGUCAUCGAGACUCAGCUCGUCUCCAUAUGGUACUCCUCCAGGGGGUAGCUUGUUGUCUGGGACCAGUCCCCCUGUUGGAUCCAUCCCCAAGUCCUUUCCUCAUUUCCAACAUCCAAGCCACGCUCUCCUUGAAGACAAUGGCUUCAAACAGCAAAAAUACUACAAGUUUUACAAGCGUUGUCUCAAUGAUCGUAAACGUGUCGGUAUUGGAUGUAGCGAAGAAAUGAAUACUCUCUUCCGGUUCUGGUCGUAUUUCCUACGUACCAACUUCAACCGAUCCAUGUACAUCGAGUUUCGAAAGCUUGCAGAGGAAGAUGCUGCAACCAACUACAAUUACGGAAUGGAGUGUCUCUUCAGAUUUUAUAGCUAUGGCUUGGAGCAAAAAUUCAAACAGGACAUGUACGACGAUUUUGAGCAACUAACUCUUGAAACCUACAAAAAGGGUAACCUCUACGGCCUUGAGAAAUACUGGGCGUUCCAUUUUUACCGGAAAGAUAAGUCGAGACGGGUGGUGAAGAAGCACCCAGAGUUGGAAAAGCUUUUGACAGAAGAGUUUCGUACCAUUGACGACUUUCAAAGGGCGAAAGAUAAGAUGACCAAGGAAAAAGCCUUAAAAGAUAGUAUCACAACCACUAGGGAUCGAACCGAAGCAGGUGGUGCCACUUCCCCCCUUCAAAGUGGGCUUACCAUGUCUGUGAGUGCUACAUCCACGGCGUCCAUUGCUGUAUCUUAACAGCUUCGUUGACAUCACAAGUAUUUUAAUUGUAGAUGAUUACAUGGAACUGGUCAGUAGCUUCUAACCAACCACAGAUAUGAGCCCGUAGAGCUUGAUGGCCUAAUUGUUCGAGAGGGUCUCUAAGGCUAUGUUUCUAGGCUUAUAAACGCGUCAGUCAGUAAGUAGCUGCAAGUACAGAAAGGCCCGACUUCAAACGGAGUUUAAACAGGGUCGUUCAUUCAUUAACCCUAAUCCUAAUGACAUUAUUCGCGCACGGGUCUGUAGAAGCUGCCAUGUGAAAUAAGCUUGCUGCGAGCUUCAUUUACGGGAUGGGUUCAUCCUCCAGUCUGCAGACAGAUGCACCUCUGGCAAAGGCGAGAGUAGGAGUCAGCAUCAAGAUACGUUCUGAGCAAAAAUAGAGAUUUUAGGAAAAACCCGGCUUCUAGAUAGGUGUAAUUAGGCAUUUUUUGAGAAUCUGCAAGGUUAGGUCAUUGGGUUGGUUGAGAACAGUCAAUUUAUAUCUGUGGGCCGUCACUGUAGAAAGGUCUUCUCAAGAGUUAUGGACUGCUUUUUCAUUCUGAAUCAUAGUUCGUGAUAUGACCGGCUGCCACUGUGUUUGCAUGAUAGGCAGUUGCGGCUGUUCUACAAUAGAUUACCGUCAAUGUCUUGCAGUUUGUGCAUAUUCGUGUUUCCACCACCACAUAGGAAAAGUGGAUAGAGUAAGUCAAAAAGCUUGUGAGUGGAAUUCCUGCUGUCAGUUCUUCGAUCGUUUAGUUGCUACUUUAUUACUAUUGAGAGCGUUAUCUGAUAGAGUGAAUCAGAAGUCGUAAUUAAACCUAUGAUUUAGAUUUGUAUGUUGACGUUGAGCCUUUAUGAACAAAACAACAUUGUUUUACUGAAUUGACCGAUGGCGCGUAUCCGCUGUGUGUUAGGCGAUGUCGAGUUUCAUCUCACAUGCAGUUUGUGUUGGUUUGAGUGGCGAGUAGUAGGCAGGGGAGUGAGGACCGUAGUUUAUCUUGUACCAAAAGUUUAAGACAACUAUGUAUUUGUAUAUAAUGCAAUCAAUUAUA